AUGGAAGUGGGGGGGAGUAGAGGAGUGGGGGUUAUAAAGGAUACUUUAGACCGACUGAGGCUCCUGUUUAAAUCUGUUUAUCUGCCGGCUGGGAUAGAGCCUUCGAUAGCGCCAUCUCUCGGAAUGACAAUCAGCAGAUUUGAUGGGAACAUACAUGCUAAUGGAUUGACAGGCAUGAGAAAGGUGAGCACCCAGCGGCACCUCUUCCUCGACUAG
Nezara viridula (southern green stink bug) is the source of this 216-nucleotide messenger RNA. NCBI's taxonomy places the organism in Eukaryota, Metazoa, Arthropoda, Insecta, Hemiptera, Pentatomidae. The record is from the annotation of a GenBank genome assembly.